Messenger RNA from Archocentrus centrarchus (flier cichlid), 4048 nucleotides. It is a transcript of the gene atf7ip, whose product is annotated as activating transcription factor 7 interacting protein. The coding region runs from base 696 to 3974 and encodes 1092 amino acids. Gene Ontology annotation, cellular component: transcription regulator complex; nucleus. The record is from RefSeq and is a predicted model, not a curated record. NCBI's taxonomy places the organism in Eukaryota, Metazoa, Chordata, Actinopteri, Cichliformes, Cichlidae. Gene Ontology annotation, molecular function: transcription coregulator activity; protein binding. Gene Ontology annotation, biological process: regulation of DNA-templated transcription. The transcript is spliced from 13 exons.
CUCUUCCACCCAUUGGCUCUGUGAGGCUGUCUCAAUCCUGCUGCUGCUGCUGCUGCUGUGGCGCGGUUACUCUAAGCAGAAGUGCUGCAGCACAUUCUCUGUCAGUCCUGACAAAUCCUCCAUACUAACCGACCUAACACGUCCUGGAGCGGUUCAUAUACAUACCUUGCCGGCUUUUAGCUACCAACGUUCACCAACAGGAGGCUAUUUACAGAAAAACAAACAAACAAAACAAUACCAAAACUGAGUAAAACCCUGUAAGACCGCAUCGCUGGACUGCGCGACCGUUUGUCGUUUAACGACCAACCCCCACCGCCCCCGACGUCAGCAGUUGGAGUUUUCUGCAUGCGCGAAAAGAGGAGGAGUCUGUUCGCGAGCCAGAGGGGGAGAAGAGCAGUCGGUUGAGUCCGCGAACACAACAGUUGUAGCACAGCUCACUAGUUUCUCCGGUUCAUCUUGAGAACGUGGACUUGAUGCCUCACUGACAACACACCCCGACCGCACCGGCGCUUCACACACAGGGGUCCGCAAGAGUUGGUUUGGACACCAGCAGGUAAAAGGAGGAGGAGACGGUAUACGACGAAGCCUAAAAUCGCGGGAACAUCGCCGAACGGGGCAGAGAGUCGGUGAGUGGAGGUUGUCGACAAAUCCUGUAUUAAAUCCAUGACAAGGGACCCCUUGGCUUGAAGGCAGCAAUGGAAGUUAUUGUAACAGAAGAGAAGAAGAAGAUUUUCCGCGCCAGGAAAACCAUGAAGAUCAGUGAUCGACAGCAGCUGGAAAGCCUCCAUAGUACUUUGCUGACAGUGGCUCCAGGGUUGUCCAACCCAUCUCCACCUCCUCUGAUGAAUGGCACGCAUAAAGAGGAUGGACAAAAAGUGGGUGACAAAGAGCAAAACAACAUCCUGGACUUGAACACUCCCCAAACUACACCACCCGUCUCCCCAACGUCUCUGAGCUCUCCCGCACCGUCCCUGACCCUAAAUUUGUCACCUUCCCCUCCCUCUUCAAGUCCAAAAGCAUCUGAAGAAAACACUGCUCCCAGAUCACCAAUGGAUCCUCUAAACUUUGAACUGAAAAAGGUAGAGGAGGAUGAGAAGAAAGAUGGUACACCAUCAUCGUCAUUAAGUGAGCCUGUGACAGCAGCUAGAACAGACUGUAAGGGACAACAGGAAAAAGACAUUGAGGUGAUCCCAGCUGAGGAAAAGAAGGAGGAGGAACACACUGUAGCACAGGACCCAGCUGUGGAUUUGGCAGUGGACUCUGUGAAAGGUUCGGUUACACCUGUGCUACCUGCAGGAUCUGACUUCACAGAACCAAUGGAAACGGAUAGUGACACUACAAAGGAAACGGACCCUCAGGCUCCUGUAGCCAAAGUACCAGAUGAAAAGCUGUCUUCUCCCAGAGGUCCCACUUCAGACUCUUCCUCUUCUUCUCCCUCUCAUUCAGCUUCUUCUUGUACGGAUCGAAAACAAUCAGUGGAAAUCAAAGAUGAGGACAUAAAAGAAGAGGAGACUCACAAAGCAGAUGUGAAGAAAGGCUCAGCAUGUGAGGAAAAGAUGGAGGUAGACUCGGUGAAAGUGGAACCUAAAAAGGAAAAAACUGAGGUGGGACAAACUGCAAAGCCAUCUCGACCAUCGUCCACUCCACCAUCUGACACAGCAGUGAAAGAAGAGAGAAGCUCAACCUCGGGACUAAAACGCACUUUAUCAGAGGGCUCUGAAAAAGAUGGUCAAACUGUAAAAAUAGAGGGGAAGAGGCCCAAGAUGGAGCGUGAGGAGCUAGAGGCCCAGCUGGAACUUAAAAUUACCACAAAAGCUGGCAGUCAUCAUAAACUCGGAAAGAUUGUGCAGCAAUUAGUGGAGGAGCGAUUGAAGGUGUUGGAGCUGACCAUUUUUGACAAACAUUUUCAAGAGUUGAAGGAUAGAGUAGACAAAAUUGACUGUGCCACUAAACACCAAGCCGCCAUUAACACACUUCAAGCCAAAAUUGCCAGACUAUCAAAAAAGUUUGGAGAGGCAAAUCAGGCAUCAGAGAACAAAAGGAAACAGGAGGCGCUUGCUGCUGUUGCUGCUGCUGCCAAAACUGCAGCUGUUACAAACAACCCUCAAGCUCAGCGGCCGGGCUGGACUUCCAUGGAGGUAAAGCAGACACCCACAACUGUUUCUUCAUCCAGCACAGCUGUUGCGGUGGAGGAGUGUACCAGACGGGACAGUGACUUCUCCGAUGAUGAUGUAUCUGAAGUGGACAGUAACAUUUCCGAUGUAGAUUCUGUCGCGGAGGACAUGUUUUUGGAAGGCAAAGAUGCCAUUCUUGAUAGACAAAGUGAAGAGUUAUUAGAUCCUGCAUGGGAACCAGACACCAGAACUGCAGAAGUGCCUGAAGACACAGAUGAUGAGCAAACAUCAGAGUCAGAACCUGAUGCAGUCCCAUGCCAAGCCAGGGGUACCCAGGCAUCAAAGAGAGCCAGGAGAGGAGCCAUUACAACUGCUGCAACUGGGCAGAGGUGGUAUGAUGUUCAGACUCCUGACAUCACACCCACCCAGCCCACCUUCUGCCCCUUACGAAAUCCUGGAAGCCAGCUCAUUUCUACAGCAGAUUACAGUGCUCUGGACCUCUUUCAGUUGUUUUUCACAAAGACAGUGUUACAGACUAUAGUGGACAACACUAAUGAGCACGGGAGAGCUCACUUCAACAAACCCUAUGAGCCGUGGACAGACAUCACCCUACCAGACAUGUUUUUAUACCUGUCCAUUGUCAUUUGUAUGGGCUUUGUAAAAGCCCCUGAACUAACUGAUUAUUGGAGAACAAGCAGUCUGUACAGUUUCCCCUUUACCAAGAAGACUAUCACAAUGAAGAAGUUCCUCACCAUCUCCAGGGCUCUUCACCUCAGCAGUGCGGCUGAAGAUGAUGCUAAUGAAAGAAAAAGGGGCACACGUAAAUUUGACUGCCUGGGCAAGAUCAAGCCUCUGUAUACAGAAAUAAGAGAAGCUUGCAAGAGAAGCUACCACCCUGACCAGCACAUCUCAGUGCUCGAACAGUACAUCGAGAGCAAGCCUACUCGUGGGGGCUUCAAGCUCUUUGUUCUAGCAGAAUCCAAGACAGGGUACACCUGGGACUAUUUUGUUUAUGAGGGGAAGAGCACUGGCAAAGGACUAAGCUAUGACCCAGUGAUGAAGCUUGUAAACCCAUCUAUGCUCGGCACGGGCUACAAGCUAUACUUAGAUCAUUUCCACACAAGUCCCACCCUCUUUCUUGAUCUUUACCAGCGGAAGAUCUGGGCCUGUGGCAAAGUGAGGAUCAAUAGAAUCGGUUACCCCAAGACAAAAAUCAACGCCCUGGACUCCAAAUCUCUCCGUGGCACCAUUCGGUGGCUUCGUGAAGAUCCCCUGCUCUUUGUGCAAUGGCGUGACACCCAAGAUGCCUUCUUCUGCUCCACCAUCCACACUGCCCAUGGGACAGAGAUGGGCAAGCGCAAGAUAAAGGACAGGGAAGGACACUGGAGUUCCAAGAACAUCCUGAUUCCACCAGCUGUGAAAGACUACAACCAACACAUGGUUGGACUUGAUUUAUCUGAUCAGCUGAUCGGAUACUAUGACAUCCUCCACAAAAUGAAAAAAUGGUACAAGAGAUUCUUUUUUCAUGCUGUGGACAUCGCCAUUGUGAAUGCCUUCAUCCUGUACCAAGCCCAAUGCAAAGUCAAAGGACAGGUGCCGACGCAUCAAAAAGCAUUCAGGGAGACACUGGCUGUGGAGCUUUUAAGCGUGGGCACUCAGCAAAGCACCCCACAGCAAGAGCACCUGGAAUCACACCAUCGCCUUGUACAUAUUGCUGAUUCCGGGGAGAAAACCUCUGGAAGGCUGAAGUGCAGGAAAUGCCAUGCAAAAACUCCAGUCAAGUGUGCAACAUGCAACAUGCCCUUGUGUUUUGUUGCAAACCGUGACUGCUACAAUAACUGGCACAGAGAAAACAUGUAAAAUAAUGGUGUACCAAUAAAUAUGUAAAUAGUUGAAAAUGUUUGUGUGUUUAUUAAAAUGUUUGUUGACUAGAA